UUCCUUUCAUCAAGAAAGAUCAAUCAUGCUUCCAACUGUUACUUCAUCCAUGCGUGCAGACCAUGGCGAACCCAUAAACUCCAUUGAAUCAGAAAUAGAAGCAUCAAUCUGUUUCAUAGUUCAAUGUGAGGAUAUUCCAGUAACAACCACGAAUGGAUCAUCACCCCAAGUAUUCAACAUUGAGCUCCCUUACCUGAUUAACCCUCAAACCAGAGAGUUGUAUAUCCAAGAUAUGCUUUCACAAAUAGAAAUACCUCCCUCCUCCAUUUUGGGAUUAGCACAACAGAUAUCCAACUAUGCUGCUGCAGAGGCCUUGUUGUGCCAAGAGAGAGGGUCUCAAUCCUUGCAUAUCACCGUAGAUCUUAAUGUUGUUCUUUACAGAACUAUCGAAGAAGAAACUGAAGAUAUCGAGGCUACAUUGAUGGAUAUCGCUCGAGAAGAGGGUUUUAGGUUGACUCCAGCGUCACGAUCUUCGAUUGAGGCUUUGGAGAUUAAGAAAUUUGAUGAUACACAAGAGCCUGAGACUUGUAUGGUCUGCAUGGAUGAGUAUGUGACAGGAGUCGAUAUCGUGCCAUUGCCUUGUUCACAUUUCUUCCACAGUGAAUGCAUCGUCAAGUGGUUGGAAUACAAGAAUUUGUGUCCGUUGUGUCGCUUUGCAAUGCCUACAGAGGAUUAAUCUCUGCUGAUGACCAUGCCGAAGGAGGAAAGCAUCUUAGGAUUUAUCUUUUUGUUGGUUUUGUCUAGAGUUGGUUAGAUUGUAUCCCUAUUUUUUAUUAUUAUUAAUAUAUAC
Messenger RNA from Macadamia integrifolia, 790 nucleotides. RefSeq names its product E3 ubiquitin-protein ligase SDIR1-like. Bases 26 to 676 code for a protein of 216 amino acids. The record is from RefSeq and is a predicted model, not a curated record. The transcript has a single exon. Lineage: Eukaryota; Viridiplantae; Streptophyta; Magnoliopsida; Proteales; Proteaceae.